AAUCUGCAGAGAUCGAUUACUGAGCUUGCCCUAUUUUUAUUUAUAAUUCAAAUUUCUCGGCUGUAUAUCUAGCAAAUCAUUCAUUUGCACAGCUUUAUGUUUGUCAUGUCUUCUAUAAUGCAGAAAUGUAACGACGACAAUAUUCCUUUGGCAGAUGACGACCCGCAGGUUAUAAUUACUGAUGAUGUGGAAAAUAAUCGUUUGGAUCACGGUCGUUCCAUGGACUCAUUGCCGAGUUCGUAUACUGGGGGAUCAUCGAGUCCUGGACUAAAUGGGCCGCCUAGCUUUGAACCUGACUCGGGUAUCGACGAGCAGGAAGAAAAGGCACGCCUCAUAUCACAAGUACUAGAAUUACAGAACACUCUAGAUGAUUUGUCCCAAAGAGUUGACUCAGUUAAGGAAGAAAACUUAAAGUUACGUUCAGAAAAUCAAGUGCUUGGUCAGUACAUUGACAACCUCAUGUCAGCAUCUUCAGUGUUCCAGUCUACCUCUCCUAAUGCUAAGAAGUAGAUUAAGUACAAGCACUGUUUGUCUUGAAUACUUUAAGUUUUAAUGUUGACAUUUAUCUUGACAAUUGGUGUAAAUUUUGUCAGACAUAUAUCAGUUUCAAUGAUAGAACAAGUAAAGUUAGACUAUAAAUAUAUAUAAACCAAUUUUUCCAUCCUCUAAGCAAAUAAAUUACAUGCACUGACAAAGAUGUUGACAGCUCAGUGAUAGAUUCAGUAAGUUAUUUAGGUAUGAUCACAACAGCAGUUUGACGAAGGGGUUCUUAAAUAAAUAAAUAUGUAGCUGCUGCCUAAACAUGGGCAUUCUCAGUCAGUAUUAACUGACAACAUACAUUGAAACUGACGAUGGCCCAAGCCUAGUGGCCGCCAUUAACGAAAUAAUGACAAUAAGAUUCAGACAAACUUAUACAAUUAAAUUGUAAUUUCACAAAACAAUUUUUUUUAACUUAGUGUAGAACUAAUCAAAAUGGAAGCUCGGAAUGUUUGUUGUCGUUAUUGUGCUAGUUUUUAUCAUGUGAAAAAAAUAUUGUUUAUUAAUUUAUAACUAUGUGAUCAACAUUGAAACUUAAAGUACCUACACUAUGCAGGUUGUUAGCUGUAAUGCGAGAUGUAUGCAGUGAAGACAAAUUAUUUAAAUCCAUAGAGAUUACAUCUCUGAAAUCAAAUGCUAUGGUAUGGUAUGCUCUUAUGAUAGUCUGGAUUAAAAUUGUCUGUCUUAACUGAAGUGUCACACAUCUUAAUUCAGCAUUUAUAAAUCCUGAUUAGAUACAUCUAAUUUCCUGCCAACCAACCUGCACAUUAACAACAUCAUGCUAAAUAUUUAAGAGGCUUUAACUACUUCAAAGCAAUGCAUUUGUAAUUAAUUUUAAAGUCCUGUAUUUGUACCUAAAAAUAAAAUUAAUAAAAGUAUUAGCUAUGUGAACUGUACAUUUUACAUUUAUAAUGAAAAGAAAAUUAUGUUUUGGUGAAAAUUAUAUUUAAUUAACAUGCAAGUUGUAUUAAGGUAUGAAUGAUCCUGAGAAUGGAAUUUAUUGUGUAACCUUGUGAUACUUUACAGGGGUGUAUAAUACUAGAACAUUCCCUGUACAAGUGUUAUAGCUGCACAUCUUCGUAAACAUGACAUGAAACUUCUUCCUUCCUCACUAACCUUAGAACAGCAGCUGUACUUUUUUUACCUAAGGAUUUAACAAGGAAAUAUAAUUUUUAAAAUUUUUUUAGCAGAAACUGCAUCUAUUUGCUGGUUCCAGUUGUCAAAGGAGAAUAAAAUGUGUUUUGUACGGAUUUAUGAAUUAGUUGACAUAGGGAACUAAUUUUAUUUUGUCUGUUGUAAAUCUAAAUGUAUAAAUGAAAACAAGCAAUACACAAUUCACAUUCCAUUAAUGACCAAUUUCAUGCUCUCUUAAUAAUCUCAAAUAUCUCAUUUUCAUUACAUGCUUCU
Messenger RNA from Hyposmocoma kahamanoa, 1944 nucleotides. Its product is annotated as short coiled-coil protein homolog. Gene Ontology annotation, cellular component: trans-Golgi network. The transcript is spliced from 2 exons. The coding region runs from base 97 to 510 and encodes 137 amino acids. The record is from RefSeq and is a predicted model, not a curated record. NCBI's taxonomy places the organism in Eukaryota, Metazoa, Arthropoda, Insecta, Lepidoptera, Cosmopterigidae.